Macrobrachium nipponense is the source of this 1708-nucleotide messenger RNA. RefSeq lists its product as uncharacterized. The record is from RefSeq and is a predicted model, not a curated record. Bases 167 to 1075 code for a protein of 302 amino acids. The transcript is spliced from 2 exons. Lineage: Eukaryota; Metazoa; Arthropoda; Malacostraca; Decapoda; Palaemonidae.
AGCCAAGCGUUUUAGUGAUCCCGAGAUGGAGCAUCGAGUACCGCUAGUAUCUGUUCAAAUAGGUAACCAUCCCAAGUCAUCAGUUGUUAGAACCAGUAGCUAGCAGUCUCGCGCUACUUACUCACUGAGAAUCAGCUAGCCCUUAGAUUCACUGUGAUUCUAGAAGAUGGACGGCUCCCACCUGAUUCUACUGCCUCUGGAUGGACCAAUCAAUUUAGACAGGACAGUGGAUGAAGUCUUGAUGGAAAAUCCAGAUCAAGUUAUCGUCAUUGCCGCUUUGGAUGACACAGUUGUUUAUUCCCAACAAACUAGGCCUAACAGACCUAUUCAACAAGGUGGAUACUGGUCACAAGAUGUUCAUGAAAUAUCUCUUGUGCAAGAGAAUCUAACUCAGGAACUGUCAACAGAAGUUUCCACAGAUUUUACAGCAUACCAGGGAAUAAUGAAAACUGAAUCAACUUCUGGAAAAUAUUCCCAAGCCACCCAUAAACCAGAAAAGAAGAAAAGAGCCCUAGUCAAAUCAAAUAGCCGUUCACUGCAUGCCAAGAAAACAAAGACGCAGCCAAUGGCCUAUGAAGAAGUCUCUGUGAUGCCAACCAUUCGUGAAGACAUCAAAAACGAGGCAGUGACUCCUCCAAAAGACGCAAGUAAUACAUACUUCCCUCUAGAGAUAAAAGGACAACCACUGACGCCUAAAGAGGUGGCAAUAAAACCAUUCUUCUUUCAAGAAAUUAAAGGAAGCCCAGUGACUCCUGCCGAUUCAUUUGUCAUCCACGACACGAGUGGAGAGUUCACAACCACUCCUGAAGGUUCUGGACGUUCAUUCAUCCAACAGAAAACAAAAGAGGAACCCAUCACCCCGACAAAAGCUCCCGAAGACUCAGUCUUCAAUGAGACACUGACAAGUCAGCCAUUACUUAAUUCUGAUAUCACUACUAGAACGUUGUUAGAACUUUACUUACCACCAGAGUUUCAGGGACCAUCCACGUCCUUUACAAACAUUUCUGCAGACUCAAACCAUCCACACUCUCACAGAAGCUCCACGCAUGUUUGGGUGAAGUACAUCCGUCCUUAGGAAGCCUAAUAAGUGAUUAAGUGUAACAUGGCCUUUGAAAUGAUGGCAGUGAAAGAAAUGUACCUGAGACAAGGCAAAUCAGAGGACAAGGUUUCAAAAGAGAUUGGCAAACUACAGAUGUGAUAGCAAGAAACUAAGACCAAAAUAGUGAUGAAAAUAUGUUCAGGGAGGCAUAACAAUUGCUUCAUAUUUUGAAAAGGGGGAAAAAUUGACAGCAUUUGCAAUAUUAGUUUCCUUAUGAAGAAGUAAGGGAGAGGGUUACAUUUUUCAUUAAAGUGAACCGUAACUGUGUAAUUUUUAAACGGCCUAUCAGGUCAGCUGUUUAUUUUUGUUGUGAACGGAAGUAUUUAUUAUUGAGAACUGGUCUUCAAAGGGCUUCCUUUGCCAUUGGUCACGCAGGGAAAUGUUUAGCAUUGUUUUGUAUUAUUUUCAAAUUUUUACUGAAGGACUUUUUAAAUUCUCACAGAGGGACUUUGCUCAGGAUAACUGAUAAUCAUUAUUAUAAAACUUUCGUCUAUAUCAAUAGUUCAAAGAUUUUUAUAUGUUGUAAAAACGAUUUUAAUGGGUUAAAUAGGAUGUAUCUACUGGGAAAUAUAUCAAGAAGUUUUGUAAAUAUCACAUACAUAUAGUGCA